UGACAUAAUUAAUUACAAACAAAAAUCUUAUAAUAUAUAUUUCCUCCAUCAACCAAAACCAACAUUACAAGCUACUCCAAUUUCCCUCUCUCCCUCAUGCAUCAAUCAUGUCCCACUCCUACCAGCACUCACAACCACAACAAAGACGGUUAUCAUCUCAAUUCCUUCAUCACAAUCAACAAUUUUUCAAUAUUAUUUCUCCUCAAACGUCCCUCUCACCUUCUCAUUCACUUCACAAACUCACUUCAACAACAACAACUACAACAAGUUUCUCUUUCUUUCACAACAAGCAUUAUCAAGAUUAUGAAGAUGAAGAAAAUGAACCUAUUACUCCUCCAUAUACACUCCCUUGUUGCUUUAAUAUUCUUUCUCAUUCUAAGCGAUUCAAGUUUCAUGUUUCUAACAUGGAUCAUCAUCUUCAACUAGAUCAUUUCUCAUCCUUUAAAUCUCCUUCUCAAAUCAUUGGAAAAAAGAAAAGUAUUGGACUGCAAAAGAGAGAGGAACUUGAAAGAGAGGUCAAUAUGCUUCAAAGGUUGUUAGACCAAGAAGAAAAAGUUCAUGAAAUAUUAGAUAUGGUGAAUAAUAGACCAAACAAUUCAGCCAUAUCUAUUCCCAAUUUUCUUCCUCCUAAGAUGAGAGAACUCUUGGCAGAGCUAGUCUUGGUUGAGAGUGAGAUAGCUAAACUUGAAUCUCAAAUUAGCCAACUUCAAGCUGGUUUGAAACAUGAAGAAGAAAUCGCGAAGGAAUCUAAGUCGAAAACGUGGAACCAAGGGAGUUUGAUCAGCAAUUCUUCUAACUACAAUCAUUUAUCGACUUCGUCGGUUAUAAACCCGAGUUCUGUUCAAAGAAGUAGUAGUAAUAUUCAUGAAAGGAUGGCAUUUGAAACCAAAGCUUUGCAUUUUAUAAGUAAAGCUAUAAAGGGUGAUUAUAAUCUCAACGACUUCGGUCUUAACGAGAAAACAGGAUUUUCUAAAAAUUCUGUUGAACAGGAAGAAGUGAAGUUUCAUGAAAGACUUAUAAGAAAAAAUGCAGCAGCGAAGCCUCCUUCGCCUAUGCGAGACCCUCGUCAUCCAUCGCCUAAGCUGCGUGAACGGAAUCUAGACAUGUACUUAGAUCUACCGACUAGAUCACUACUUGAUCCACUUCUAUCAGAAGAGAAUGAUCUAAAGUGGCAGCCAAACAAGCUAUCUGAAAGCAUCAUGAAGUGUUUGAACUUCAUAUAUGUAAGACUACUAAGAACAUCAAGAGCAAUGGAAUUGGAGAAAUCAGGACCUGUUUCGAGGUCUUUGCAUUCUUCUUUAAGCUCAAGAAGCUUCAGGGUCGAUCCUGGAUCGACCCCGAAACCAAGCUUUAUGUUGCAGAAGGAAUCAAGGCAACAAGAUCCAUACGGUAUCUUUAAUAUAGAAGAGUCCAUUCCAAGGGACAUUGGUCCUUACAAGAACUUGGUUAUGUUUACCUCGAGUUCUCUUGAUCCGAAAUUCAUCUCAAGCCCUUCCUCUAUUCCAUUACUAAGAAAGCUAAGGAUCUUAAUGAGCAAUCUUCAGACAGUUGAUUUGAAAGGCCUAACAAAUCAACAGAAAUUAGCAUUUUGGAUCAACUUGUACAAUGCUUGUAUCAUGCAUGGAUUCAUCCAAUAUGGAGCUCCAUCCACACCAGAAAAGUUAGUUGCAUUGAUGAACAAGGCCACCCUCAACAUAGGAGGGAAUAUCAUAAAUGCUCAAGCUAUAGAGCAUUUUAUUUUAAGGAAACGCGAUACUUCUAAUAUGAAAGAGGCACAGAGAAAGGGAGAGUGGGAAGAGAAAGAAUCGGUUGUACGCGAACUUUAUGGACUAGAGUUUGUGGAUCCUAAUGUCACGUUCGCUCUUUGUAAUGGAACUCGUUCUUCUCCGGCUGUGAGGAUAUACACAGGUGAUGGUGUAACAACUGAGUUAGAGAAAUCAAAGCUAGACUAUUUUCAAGCUUCAAUUCUGGCAACUAGCAACAAAAGGAUAGGGUUUCCUGAACUUCUGCUCAGAAACAUGCUUGAUUUUGCUGUGGAUAUUGACUCACUGGUGGAGUGGGUGUGUAAUCAGUUACCUACUUCAGGGACUUUAAGGAAAUCAAUGGUGGAAUGCUUUAGGGGUCAUAGUGGAAAUGUCAAGGCCUCAAGUAUUGUUGAGAAGAUACCUUAUGACUAUGAAUUUCAGUAUUUGUUGACUAUAUAAGAUUACAUUUUUUAUUCUUGUUACAAAACUUUGUGUAUAUAAAAGGAUUUUGAGCAGAAGCAUCUAAGCAUUGUCUCUUUUCCAUGUUAAAGUGUAAGUCAAAGUUAGUUGAAUGGUAGUUAAGCUACUUGUGACACAAGUAACUAGUUAGUUGUGAUUGUUAUGUUGUGCAUUGGGUCUUAUUAGUGAUUGUAAGUCCGAGUCCAAUGAUGUAUAAAGAAGUGACACAUUCAAGAAUAAAAGGUGUGAUCAAGUGAGAUCAAUUCACUUUCUUAGA
Vicia villosa (hairy vetch) is the source of this 2481-nucleotide messenger RNA. RefSeq lists its product as uncharacterized. The record is from RefSeq and is a predicted model, not a curated record. The transcript is spliced from 10 exons. Lineage: Eukaryota; Viridiplantae; Streptophyta; Magnoliopsida; Fabales; Fabaceae. Bases 108 to 2204 code for a protein of 698 amino acids.